This is a messenger RNA of Heteronotia binoei (common prickly gecko), 711 nucleotides long. Its product is annotated as angiogenin-like. NCBI's taxonomy places the organism in Eukaryota, Metazoa, Chordata, Lepidosauria, Squamata, Gekkonidae. The transcript has a single exon. The record is from RefSeq and is a predicted model, not a curated record. Gene Ontology annotation, molecular function: nucleic acid binding. The coding region runs from base 17 to 511 and encodes 164 amino acids.
GCCAGUAGCUGAUACAAUGAGAGCUUUUCAGAGACAUGCUCUGAUUCUCCUGGCUUUCCAAGUGAUGGCAUCUGCACUGGAAGACUCUCCCGAGAAAACAAAUGGAUUUCUACUCUUCUUGAGGCAACACUUUAUUCCUGACUAUGUUCCCCUGGAAGAUGUGGACUGUAACCACCUAAUGAGUGGUAGUAUCCUUACCACCGGGAAAUGCAAGAAAGCAAAUACCUACAUUGUGUCCUUCCCGGAUCUUCUCCAGGCUGUUUGCAAUUCCAAAGGAAAGCCCUACAACAACCUCCGGAAAAGCCUGGACCGCUUCGACCUCAUUACCUGCACAUUGGAAGAAGACAUAGCCGAAGAGCUCUGUAACUACAAGCUGCGUCGCUUCUCUGACUCCAUCGUUGUCGGCUGUGAUAGAUACGGGUAUCCUGUUCAUCUUGAAGAAAGUUAUUUUCAAACAGCGAUGGAAAAGGAGGCCAAAGCCAGCAGGACUUGGUACAACUAUUUUUUGUAGUGUUGGACUAAUUUUUUUUUUAAAUGGCUUGGGUUUUUUUCCAGUUCUGACCAGGCUUCUUGAUACAACGUCAGUACAUUCAAAUGGAAAAAAAGAAAGAAAUGCAGAAUAAAGGCAAAGUAGCCGUGUUGGAAAAGGAGAAACGAGGAUUGAAAAGAUCAUUUGCACUUUGAAAUGUCAGUAAAAUGACUUGGUAUCCC